Molecule: messenger RNA, 2429 nt
Organism: Sphaeramia orbicularis (orbiculate cardinalfish)
Lineage: Eukaryota; Metazoa; Chordata; Actinopteri; Kurtiformes; Apogonidae
Gene: ndufs1
Product: NADH:ubiquinone oxidoreductase core subunit S1
Exons: 18
Coding region: 1-2217 (738 amino acids)
Biological process (GO): ATP synthesis coupled electron transport
Cellular component (GO): membrane
Molecular function (GO): iron-sulfur cluster binding; NADH dehydrogenase (ubiquinone) activity
Source: RefSeq, a predicted model, not a curated record
AUGUUUUCCUUGCAGAGCAUCAUGUUACGACUGCCAACGGUCGGCCGUGCUCUGGCAGGAGCUGCCAAGGGCAGCUUGGCUCCUUCCAACACUGUGCGUACUCCAGUGCGUGCUGCCAGCAACAUGGUAGAAGUGUUUGUAGAUGGGAAACCAGUGGAGGUUGAGGCUGGCACCACUGUUCUGCAGGCCUGUGAGAAGGCAGGAAUUCAGAUCCCAAGGUUCUGUUACCAUGAGCGCCUCUCAGUUGCAGGGAACUGCCGAAUGUGUCUGGUAGAGAUUGAGAGAGCUCCAAAACCGGUGGCAGCUUGUGCAAUGCCAGUCAUGAAGGGUUGGAAUAUCCUCACUAAUUCAGAAAAGACACGGAAAGCCAGAGAGGGAGUGAUGGAGUUUCUAUUGGCCAACCACCCUCUUGACUGUCCCAUUUGUGAUCAGGGAGGAGAAUGCGACUUGCAGGAUCAGUCCAUGCAGUUUGGUUCAGACCGCAGUCGCUUCACAGAAGGAAAAAGAGCAGUGGAGGACAAGAACAUUGGGCCGCUCAUCAAAACCAUCAUGACCCGCUGCAUCCAGUGCACACGCUGUGUUCGUUUUGCCAGUGAGAUCGCUGGUGUUGAAGAUCUGGGCACGACAGGAAGAGGAAACAACCUGCAGAUAGGGACAUACGUGGAGAAAAUGUUUAUGUCAGAGCUUUCAGGCAAUGUUAUUGAUGUCUGCCCUGUUGGAGCGCUCACGUCUAAACCCUACGCUUUCACAGCACGUCCAUGGGAAACCAGGAAAACUGAAUCAAUUGAUGUGCUUGAUGCUGUGGGCAGUAACAUUAUUGUGAGCACAAGGGGAGGAGAGGUGAUGAGGGUGAUGCCAAGGCUGAAUGAAGACAUUAACGAAGAAUGGAUCUCUGAUAAGACCAGGUUUGCAUAUGAUGGUCUGAAGAGGCAGAGGUUGACUCAGCCAAUGGUGAAGGAUGAAUCAGGUCAGCUGACUCCAACCACCUGGGAGGAUGCUCUGACUCGUGUUGCUGGAGCAUUGCAGGGUGUGCAGGGUAAUGAGGUUGCAGCCAUUGCAGGAGGAAUGGCUGAUGCUGAAUCUCUGGUCUCCCUUAAAGACCUCCUCAACAGACUGGACUCCGAAAGCCUGUGCACUGAAGAGCUCUUCCCCACUGAUGGUGCAGGCACUGACCUGCGUUCCAACUACCUGUUGAACUCACGCAUUGUUGGUAUCGAGGAGAGCGACCUGUUGCUGCUCAUUGGAACAAACCCACGUUACGAGGCCCCACUGUUCAACGCCCGAAUCCGCAAGAGUUGGCUCCAUAAUGAGCUGCGUGUUGCCAUGGUGGGCCACAACGUUGAUUUAAGUUACACAUACGACCACCUUGGAGAGGACACGUCAGUCCUGAAGGAGCUGGCUGACGGUACACACCCCUUCUGCGAGGUGCUGUCUGCUGCCAAACGUCCAGUUGUGGUUGUCGGCAGCUCUGCCCUGCAGAGAGAUGAUGGAGCUGCUAUUCUGAGCACCGUCUCAACCAUCGCACAGAACGCCAGAACCAGCAGCGGAGUCGAAGAAGGAUGGAAAGUCCUCAAUGUCCUGCACAGAGUGGCUAGUCAGGUGGCUGCAUUAGACCUGGGCUACAAGGCUGGAGUAGACGCCAUCAGGAAAAAUCCACCCAAAGUCCUGUUCCUGUUGGGAGCCGACGCCGGCUGCAUCACCAGAGCAGACCUGCCACAGAACAGCCUCGUCAUCUACCAGGGUCAUCAUGGUGAUGUAGGAGCACCAAUGGCAGACAUCAUCCUACCUGGUGCUGCAUACACAGAGAAAAACGCAACCUACGUUAACACAGAGGGGAGGAGCCAACACACUAAAGUGGCCGUCACUGCUCCUGGGAUGGCCAGAGAGGACUGGAAGAUCAUCAGAGCCGUGUCCGAGCUGGCUGGUGUGACUCUGCCGUAUGACUCUCUGGACGAGGUGCGAUCCAGGUUAGCGGAGGUUUCACCCAAUCUGGUCCGUUAUGACGAUGUGGAGGAGGCAAACUUCUUUAAACAGGCCAAUGACCUUGCUAAGACCGUGAACCAGGACCUUAUUGCAGCUCCUCUAGUCCCACCUCAAAUUUCAGCAAAGGACUUCUACAUGACAGACUCCAUCAGCAGGGCUUCCCAGACGAUGGCCAAAUGCGUCAAAGCCGUCACAGAAGGAGCCGCCGCUGUCGAAGAGCCAUCGAUUUGCUGAGCGCACACGCACACACACAUACUGUCUCAACUCAAUAAACUCAUCCACCUCUGCUUAAACAGAACAAGCUUCUCUGAAUACGCUCAGUGUGUUUCCUUUAAUUUAAAGUUGUUGUAUACUCAUAAUCGUUUUCACUCCUGGGAGCGUACUUUGUUGAAUAAAGCUGAGAAACCUAUCAAAUAUGAAUAAAAACCUGCAAAUGUCUUUACUCC